AUGUCAACAGUAAAUAUUGAAACGGAUCGUGAUGAUGAUGAUGAUGAUGAUGAUGAUUCAUUUUUCUAUUAUUUGAUGCUUAUAAUGCCGUUGUUGGCUCUUGGCGCUUAUAUCUACGAUGCCUACAGUUUUCUUAUUAUCAAUAGUACAACAUCUGGUAUACUUUCCUCGAUGUUAUUUAUAUUUUAUUUUCUACACUAUUCCGUUACAAUUCAAUCUAAGUUAGCUACGACCGUAUAUCAAGUUCUCAUUUGGUUAAUGGUGACUACAGGUGAUGUCCUGUAUGCAUAUUAUAAUUUACGAGAAAAUCAUCGCGUGCACCUGAUCAGAUACGUAGGAUUUAUAAUAAUAGAUUUCUUGUUUAUCUUCAUUGUUUGGAUAUGCAAAAUGAUGGCUCUUCAUAAAACUCACGAGAACUAUGGCUGGUGUUUUAGACAAAUAUUUCAUCCUCGUUUCCAUUUCAAUCCACAUGUUCGAUUACAUAUUAAAGUACACCAACGACAAUUUUUUAGUGUUGUUUCACGCUUAGAAACUAUUCUAGCAACGUUGAUACCAAUAUUUUUCAGCGAAAACAUCGUUCGAACGACAUCAACAAAUAUUAGCUUCGUUAUUCUAUUUGAUUUCUUCUAUCAAUCAUAUCAUAAGUUACGUUCUAUAUGGAUAAAACUAUGCUUAUACAUGCUUGUUAGUAUUGUAACCGCUUCUGUAGCAACUGAAUGGCUUUAUUAUGUAACAUUAAAAUCAUUGUACUUACAAAUCAGCGGCAUUUUGGAAUUCUUUGCUUCUUUAUUUUGUUUUUCAUUUAUUAUAAUGCAGUUUUUUCCUUUUCAUUUUCACGUGAAAUAUAGACAAACUUAA
This is a messenger RNA of Rotaria socialis, 858 nucleotides long. The record is from the annotation of a GenBank genome assembly. NCBI's taxonomy places the organism in Eukaryota, Metazoa, Rotifera, Eurotatoria, Philodinida, Philodinidae.